AUGACGUCUAUCAAACCAUUUCAAAUUGAAGAUUUAUUUGAAAUAAAUCCAGUUAAUCUAGACCCAUUAACUGAAAAUUUCAAUUUGCAAUUUUAUUUUCAGUAUCUAAUCGAAUGGCCAUCUCUAUUUUUCAAAUCAGUUGAAGUAAGCAAUGACUUUAAUCAGAACCACGAAAUCAGUGGAUACAUGAUGGGCAAAAAUGAAGGAAAAUUGUCAAAGAAAGAAUGGCAUACUCAUAUAACGGCAGUCACGGUGAAUGCUCAGUAUAGAAGAAUAGGAUUGGCGUCAGACUUAUGCUUGCAUUUGGAAAACUUGGUUAAAGAUAAACCACAUGAAACAUUGUUCAUAGAUUUGUUUGUUAAGGUAACGAACAUCUUGGCUCAACACCUAUACGAAAAACUAGGUUACAGUGUAUAUCGACGGGUGGUUGGCUAUUAUGGGCGAGACCCACCAACUGAUAAAAACGCUAUAAAUGACCAGAUUGAUGCCUUUGACAUGAGAAAGCUGUUACCCAAGGACAUUAAUAAUGAAACGGUGAGAGCUAAUGGCCGUGAAGUCAAUGUUUUUCCACACGAGGUGGCUUUUUAG
Molecule: messenger RNA, 588 nt
Organism: Debaryomyces fabryi
Lineage: Eukaryota; Fungi; Ascomycota; Pichiomycetes; Serinales; Debaryomycetaceae
Product: peptide alpha-N-acetyltransferase complex B subunit
Exons: 1
Coding region: 1-588 (195 amino acids)
Biological process (GO): N-terminal peptidyl-methionine acetylation
Cellular component (GO): NatB complex
Molecular function (GO): protein-N-terminal amino-acid acetyltransferase activity
Source: RefSeq, a predicted model, not a curated record